CAACACUACUAUAUAACAAAUAAUUUGAGGUAUGGCUGGCUCCAUCACAACUAUUCUACUCCUACAAAUAACCUUAUCUACAGUUUCUGCCACCCCUCUAUAUAUUGAAACAGACGAAGACUUGAUCAUCGGGACUGACACAGCUCCCCUCCAAAUUCCAGAAACAGCAUAUAUUAACCCUUUUAGGAGACGAUCAAUAGUCUUUUCCGAAUCUGAAAACCAGGUUGUGUAUGAGGAGGCGUUACAGAACAAUGAUUCUGACGAAUAUAUUGAAGAAGAUGACGAUGGCUGGGAGUCAGAGGAUGACAUGUCUCUGCAGAAAAUAGAGGAGAUGCACAAGAACCGCUCUAAUACAACUAUAAGUGACUAUAGAGACGACGGUAUAAGACGGUGUCAUGAGUAUAUUAAUAAGUCUAAUAAUGCUUAUUCUAUUGAAGGAUUAUUAACAGAUGAAGAACAAACUGCAGGGGUGUAUCUCUGUAAGUUUGGGUAUCUAGAAGAUGGUGGGGACUUGGUGGACGCCAUCAAGGAGUUUCAGAGAUUCGUAAAAUUCAAGCCUACAGGGGUAUUAGACGAUAAGACGUUAGCGCUAAUGAAGCUACCGAGGUGUGGGGACAGCGACAAGAGGACGCCACUGGAGGAAAGGAGGAAGAAACGGUGGGCAAACUCCAAAAGGAAGUGGGACGAUCCAGAGUUGAGGUAUUACAUUGCAAAGUACACAAACGACAUGCCCAGAAAGUUACAAAGGAGCGAGAUCCAGAGAGCGGUUCAGCUGUGGUCAGAAGUUGCUCCAGUAGACUUUAAAAUUACUAAGAAGUAUAAUCCAACAGUAGACAUAGUUCUGUCGUUUCAGUAUUAUUACCAUAGAGACGACUUCUCCUUCGACGGCACCGGAGGUGAGUUAGCACACGCGUUUCUCCCCGAGGCAGGAGUAAUCCACUUUGAUGAUUCCGAGUACUGGACCUCAGCUAAAGAAUAUGGCAUCAAUCUUUAUACGGUAGCCGCUCACGAGGUAGGUCACUCGCUUGGUUUGGAGCACACCAGUAAACGCGGAGCUCUCAUGUCGCCCUUUUACGAUAACUUUGCGGCGGAGAAGAGGAUAAACCCUGACGAUGUCGUCAGUAUUCAGAACUUAUACGGUUGGAGGGGAGCACACGUGCAAGCAAACUGUCCCUCUAUUAUUAGGUGGGACACGGCCUUUACCGACCAAACUACCGGGAUAAGCUUUGCUUUCUACAGGGACCAAGUGUGGAAGUUUGACGAGGACGGUCUCCAACCUGGCUACCCCAAGUUAGCCAUAAUGCACUUCCAGGGUCUCCCUACUAUAGAGAUAGAGGCUAGUCUCGCGUUCAAGAAUGGAUACAGCUUUCUCUUCGCAAGAGACAGAUACUGGAAGUACAAUGCUACAACUGGCAGAAUGGCCCGUGGAUACCCUAAAUCUCUGGCCGGCUGGGGUUUCCCUAAAGCGACCAAGAUCAAUGACGUCAUAAGGUGGCCCCGUAACAACUACGUGUACUUCUUCACUUACAACAAAUACUACAGGUAUAACUCUGCUAUAGGUACGAUGGACCCUGGGUACCCUCAACCGCUGUACUUAUGGCAGGGAGUACCUACCAACUUUGACGGUGCCAUGACCAGCAUGGAUGGCGGAUACACAUUCUUCUUCAUCUACCACUACUACUUCCCCUUCAACAACCGCAAAGCGAAAGUAGAGACAGAUCAAGUUCAGGAGAUCAAAUACUCUUUCUUCUUGUGCGAGGAAGAAGUCGCUGAUGACGAGAAUAGAGCGAGGUUCCUGAGAAAUACCACUUCUGAUCUCGACGACAAAGUGAAUGAUGAAAAUUGGAACCGAUUCAAAGAUCUAGAAAUAGAUCUUAUCGGUGUCAGCCGUGGUUACUCCACUCUUCAGGAGGCCCUUUCCUGGAACUUACUCCUGACCAUCAGUUUAUACUUGUGUCUCCUUCGAUAGCUUCUACUUUAGGAUUAGAGUUUCUUUCUCGCUUUGUUGCCAUAGCGUGCGCUUGAGGCUGGAUUAGAUUUCUGAAGAGAAUUUCACCCCCGAACUGAAAUUUAGUCCCGUUAAUUUAUUGAAAAUAGCAAGAUGAGCGUAGAAAGUGUUGGACAUUCUAUUGUGUGUGUGUGUGUGUGUGUGUGUGUGUGUGUGUGUGUGUGUUCUGACUCUGAUAGGAUCACAGAGUUCAUCAGUCUUGUCCAAGAUUGUGUUUCUUAAUUUUAUGAUUUGUCUUUAUUUGUCCUAUGUCGUGGGUGAAUUUGUCCUUUGGGCUAGAUUUCUUGAAACUUUGAGAUAUUUUGAAAGAAGAAGAAAAUACAAGAAACUUAGGGUGCAAUCAUGCUCUGUAAGUUUACACCUUAGAUAGAACAGUUCAACAAUUAAUAGUUGAAACUCGAUAAAUUAUAAUAAUGUAAUUUAUGUUUACUUGAAUAUUUGAAGAACCGGCUGUGGUUUAAAUUAUUUGACUUUUCAUUUUUCAUAUACCCGUUGAUAUGGAUUCGAAUAUAUUAUUUUCAAAACCCCUGUUGGUCGACCCUUUUUUCAUGUAUCUUAUCAGUUUGCCUUUCGACAAUGUUGAUAUUUGCCGAUUGAGUAUAUAUAUAAUACACCAUGCCACAUAUCCAAAUCCGGAAGGAUUUCCUAGCAAACUAAAACAUUUUCGUACAUCAAGAAGUAAAAAACAUUUUUCAUAACAAGGGGUGCCUAUUUGUUUCAUGGUAACAGUCAAUCGAGAGAUUUUCUAGUCGAAACUUUUUGUUUAUGUUAUCGAGAUUGAAAUCAGAGCGUAGUCUACUUUACAGAUUUACUAAUGAUUGAUCGUUGAAAAUCGCAAAUCAGCCGAAAUAAAGAUUGAACCAUAUGAAAAUAAUAAUCGUGACCGAGAGUGCACGCAGGAAUAAUAAGAAUAUGUAUUAAAUUAUUAUUUUUAGCUCUGAAAAGUUUAUUUUUAUUUCAUGUAAAAGUUAUCAAAACCCGAUUUUAACUAAAAUUAAUUUACGACAUUGUAAAUAUUGUAAACUUUUUGUAACUGUGUGUUUGUUUGUUACUUUUUCUUUAUUUCUGCUCGAAGCACAACACUGUUUUUCAUCAUCCACAAAAGUUCGUCCACAAAAGAAUAGCAGAAAUAUUGAAUAUCUUGCGAGACUCUUAUGUCUUACUUUGUGAAAUUUUGUAAAAUCUCGUAAAAUGAGGCAGAAAUAUCGAGAGCGUGUAUUCUAUGUUUCGUAAAAGUCUUAAUUCGAAUUUCAAUUGAAAUACAAGUUUGUCUGU
Bolinopsis microptera is the source of this 3283-nucleotide messenger RNA. RefSeq names its product matrix metalloproteinase-15-like. Gene Ontology annotation, molecular function: metalloendopeptidase activity; zinc ion binding. The transcript has 22 exons. NCBI's taxonomy places the organism in Eukaryota, Metazoa, Ctenophora, Tentaculata, Lobata, Bolinopsidae. Gene Ontology annotation, biological process: collagen catabolic process; extracellular matrix organization; proteolysis. The record is from RefSeq and is a predicted model, not a curated record. The coding region runs from base 32 to 1969 and encodes 645 amino acids. Gene Ontology annotation, cellular component: extracellular matrix.